CGUCGGUUCUUCGAUCCAGCUCCUCAAUUGUAUAUAGGGAUUUUUAAUAAAAUAAUAAAAUUUUUAAUAAUUUUUCGAAUUUAUUUCUUUUAUUUAUUUUUGUAUAUAUUCGUAAGAUGAGGAAAUAGAUCUCGAAGCUCUUGUCGAUCUAAGUGAGCUUUCUCUUUGUCAGUUGAUACCUAAAGCUGGACCUCGGACCAAACUGAUGAAAAAAAUUGCAGAAUACAAAAGUGACAAAUUUAAAAAUUUAGAGGUUAUUUUUAUUUACUUAUUUAUUAUCAAACAAUUAAACUAAAGUUUUAAUAUUAUGGUAAAUUAUUUUCAGCCGAUAGAAGUAGACAUUGACACUCAAAAUCGUAAAAAGAAAAACACAAAUACAUUAGGUUCUCUUGAAAAUAGUGAUGAAAGUAUUUCAGAUACUUCUUCAGAUGACAAUAAAAGGGAAUUGAUAAUAAAAAAUGAUUCUGAAUUGGAAUCUACUGAUGAUAAGGAAAUGCCACUGACCGGAGGUGAUGAUGACCCUAUACCGAGAUUUGAAGAUCUUCUAGCUAAAGAAAACCCCAAUACGGUUGAACAAGCUCUUCUUUCUAGACCAAAUGAGGCCAAACUAAUUUUUUCCAAUUACCUAAAAAUUAAACAAAAGGGGAAGCGUCUUGCAAAAAACUAUGUUGGAUUGAUAUCAGAACAUAAAAAGAUUUUAUGUGACUUGAUUAUUAAAGAAGAAUUAAAGUCUGUGACUCAAAUGAUCUCGAGUGAUCGUUUUAAAUUACUUGCUAGUGAAAUUGAACAAUUAUUUCCAAAGGAAAAGGCGUCUGUGUACUACAGCCCUCAUCUUUCUAUUAGAAAAAAUAACAAAAUUAUUAAAAAAAGGGCAGCCCGAGGAAAAUUAUACCAUAAAUUUACAAAUUUUAGGAAAAAGUUAAAGGAUGGGGGUUUGAUUCAAAAUUAUAGUUGUGAAACAAGCUGCUAAAGCUACUACUUCACGCAUGCAUAUUACUCAAACCCUAUCUGUAAAGGAACAAUUGCGUUUCUCUCAUCGUAUAAGAUGUAAUCAGGGCCUACAUAGUAAUUCUGAUGUAGGUCCAACCUGCGAUCAAUAUAGUUCGAUUUCUCAAGUAGAUAAUUAUUAUUAUUUGUUUAGAACUUCGUUACCAAUAGAACAUUCCAGAGAUGGAAUUGCUGUCGCAUUAAACUAUAUGAUUGAAUUUAUUUUAAUUAUACAAUAUUAAAGUCAAAUUAUUGUAGGUAAUGUAGUUCGC
Leptopilina boulardi is the source of this 1259-nucleotide messenger RNA. RefSeq lists its product as uncharacterized. The coding region runs from base 308 to 970 and encodes 220 amino acids. The transcript has 4 exons. The record is from RefSeq and is a predicted model, not a curated record. Lineage: Eukaryota; Metazoa; Arthropoda; Insecta; Hymenoptera; Figitidae.